This is a messenger RNA of Colossoma macropomum (tambaqui), 5724 nucleotides long. It is a transcript of the gene top2b, whose product is annotated as DNA topoisomerase II beta. Gene Ontology annotation, biological process: DNA topological change; sister chromatid segregation; resolution of meiotic recombination intermediates. Gene Ontology annotation, molecular function: ATP binding; DNA topoisomerase type II (double strand cut, ATP-hydrolyzing) activity; DNA binding. Lineage: Eukaryota; Metazoa; Chordata; Actinopteri; Characiformes; Serrasalmidae. Gene Ontology annotation, cellular component: nucleus. The record is from RefSeq and is a predicted model, not a curated record. The coding region runs from base 502 to 5376 and encodes 1624 amino acids. The transcript is spliced from 35 exons.
GGCUGGGACUUCGGGGCUCGUCUGAAGCCGGACGGACGUAGCGGCACUGUUUAUUGUUUCUGAAUGAAAAUCCAGGAAUGUGGCAAUAAUCCAGCGGCACACAUGAAAAGGGCAUCGCAGCGGAGGAAAUGUUAUCGUUUUUUUACAUUAUUAGGAUGUCACGGAAAAAGUAACGCGUGUUUUUGUACAGCGAACACCUUCUAGCCGGUAAAGAAGUCCUCUGACUUAGUUGUAGUAGUAGGACAUCCGGGCCUUGUGCGGUAAGUAAGCGGUUGUCGAUUUUAACAAUAGCCGAAAUAUCACUCGCCUCUCCGGGAAAGCCGUCUCCAUGUAACCGCCUCCUCGGGAAAAAAAACACCAUCCAUUUUUACGGCUCUCCUGUGCGGUUCACAUGGGAGACAGCGUUUGAGGCCGUAUAGCUGAAUUUAUGGAAUUUUUUUACGAAGACUGAUCAUUUUUUAAGCUAAACAUCACACCAGCCUUGGAAGACACAAUAGGAAAAUGUCCAACGGUGCUGCAGGAAGCGGGGCUUUGACCUGGGUGACCCUCUUUGAUAAGAACAAUGCUGCCAAGAAGGAGGAGGCGAACGGCAAAAGCGAAGGCGGGAAAAGCGAGCCGCCGAAGAAGGAGAGCUCCAAGAAGAUGUCUGUGGAGCGCGUGUACCAGAAGAAAACUCAGCUGGAGCACAUCCUGCUCCGUCCAGACACCUACAUCGGCUCAGUGGAGCCCGUCACUCAGCAAAUGUGGGUCUUUGAUGAAGAGAUCGGAAUGAACUUGCGGGAGAUCACUUAUGUCCCUGGACUGUAUAAAAUCUUUGAUGAAAUCCUCGUCAACGCAGCUGAUAACAAGCAAAGAGACAAGAACAUGUCCAUGAUCAAGAUCACCAUCGAUCCGGAGUCGAACACUAUCUCUGUUUGGAACAACGGCAAAGGAAUUCCGGUGGUGGAGCACAAGGAUGAGAAGAUGUACGUCCCGGCUCUGAUUUUCGGACACCUGCUUACGUCCAGCAACUAUGACGAUGAUGAGAAAAAAGUCACAGGUGGAAGGAACGGGUACGGUGCUAAACUCUGUAAUAUAUUCAGUACCAAGUUCACAGUGGAGACGGCCUGCAAAGAGUACAAACACAGCUUCAAACAGACGUGGCAGAACAACAUGACAAAAACCAGCGACCCCAGGAUCAAAUACUUCGACGGGGACGACUUCACCUGCGUCACAUUCCAGCCCGACCUCGCCAAAUUCAAGAUGGAGAAACUGGACAAGGACAUUGUGGCUCUGCUGACACGCAGGGCCUAUGAUGUCGCCGGCUCCUGCAAGGGUGUUAAAGUCAUUCUCAACGGAAAGAAGCUGCCUGUGAACAGCUUCCGCAGCUACGUGGACCUGUACGUGAAGGAUAAGCUGGACGAGACAGGCGUGGCUCUGAAAGUGGUGAACGAGGCCGUAAACGAGCGCUGGGAGGUCUGUCUCACCAUGAGCGAGAAAGGCUUCCAGCAGAUCAGCUUCGUCAACAGCAUCGCUACUACCAAGGGUGGCAGACACAUCGAUUACGUUGUGGAUCAAAUCGUGGCGAAACUCAUCGAGGUGGUGAAGAAGAAGAAUAAAGCAGGAGUCUCAGUGAAACCAUUUCAGGUCAAGAACCACAUCUGGGUGUUUGUGAAUGCUCUGAUCGAGAACCCGACCUUCGAUUCUCAGACGAAGGAGAACAUGACACUUCAGACCAAAAACUUUGGCUCCAAAUGUGCUUUGUCUGAAAAGUUCAUAAGAGCGGCCACGAACUGCGGCAUCGUGGAGAGCAUUCUGAACUGGGUGAAGUUCAAGGCUCAGACGCAGCUGAAUAAAAAGUGCUCUUCUGUCAAGCACAGCAAGAUCAAAGGCAUCCCAAAACUGGACGACGCUAACGAUGCUGGUGGGAAACAUUCAUCCGAUUGCACACUGAUUCUGACUGAGGGAGAUUCAGCCAAAUCCCUGGCCGUCUCAGGGCUGGGCGUGAUUGGACGAGACCGCUAUGGAGUCUUCCCCCUGAGAGGCAAAAUGCUCAACGUUCGAGAGGCCACACACAAACAGAUAAUGGAGAACGCAGAAAUCAACAACAUCAUCAAGAUUGUGGGCUUACAGUAUAAGAAGAGCUACGAUGACCCCGAAUCACUGAAAUCUCUACGUUAUGGCAAAAUAAUGAUCAUGACUGAUCAGGAUCAAGACGGUUCCCACAUUAAAGGCCUGCUCAUCAACUUCUUUCACCAUAACUGGCCUUCCCUGCUGAAGCACACGUUUCUGGAGCAGUUUAUCACCCCCAUCGUCAAAGCCAGCAAGAACAAACAGGAAAUUUCCUUCUACAGCAUUCCAGAGUUCGAAGAGUGGAAGAAACAAACAGAGAACCACAAAACAUGGCACAUAAAGUACUACAAAGGUUUGGGUACCAGCACAAGCAAAGAGGCGAAGGAGUACUUUGCUGACAUGGAGAGGCAUCGGAUUAUGUUCAAGUAUGGGGGCACAGAGGAUGAUGCUGCGAUUACUUUGGCCUUCAGCAAGAAGAAGACAGACGACAGGAAAGAGUGGCUGACUAAUUUCAUGGAAGACAGACGCCAGAGGAGGAUGCACGGUCUGCCUGAGCAAUACCUGUAUGGCACCACGACACGACACUUGUCCUACAAUGACUUUAUCAACAAAGAGCUGAUCCUCUUCUCCAACUCCGACAAUGAGAGAUCCAUUCCGUCCCUUGUUGAUGGUCUGAAGCCGGGCCAGAGGAAGGUGCUGUUCACCUGUCUGAAGAGGAACGACAAGAGGGAGGUGAAGGUGGCUCAGCUGGCUGGUUCAGUAGCAGAGAUGUCUGCGUACCAUCACGGCGAGCAAGCUCUGAUGAUGACCAUCGUGAACUUGGCCCAGAACUUUGUGGGCAGCAACAACGUGAACAUCCUGCAGCCCCUCGGUCAGUUCGGUACGCGCAUCAACGGAGGCAAAGAUGCAGCCAGUCCCCGUUACAUUUUCACCAUGCUCAGUCCGCUAGCCAAGCUGCUGUUUCCAGCUGUGGACUCCAACCUGUUGAAGUUCCUUUAUGAUGACAACCAGAAGGUGGAGCCUGAGUGGUACAUACCCAUAAUCCCCAUGGUGCUGGUGAACGGAGCUGAGGGUAUCGGGACUGGCUGGGCCUGCAAGAUCCCCAACUACGAUCCUCGAGAAAUCGUCAACAACAUCAACCGCAUGCUUGACCACCAGGAUCCUUUGCCUAUGCUUCCCAGCUACAAAAAUUUCAAAGGCGUGAUCCAUGAGCUGGGGCAGAACCAGUAUAUGGUCAGUGGUGAGGUCUCCGUUCUGGAUAAGAACACCAUUGAGAUCACUGAGCUUCCGAUUCGCACCUGGACUCAGGUAUAUAAGGAAUCAGUGUUGGAGCCCAUGCUGCAGGGCACAGAGAAGACCCCAGCUCUCAUCAGUGACUAUAAGGAGUAUCACACAGACACCACAGUGAAGUUUGUGGUGCGCAUGACGGAGGAAAAGCUUGCCCAAGCUGAGGCAGCAGGUCUUCAUAAAGUCUUCAAGCUGCAGUCUUCCCUCACCUGCAACUCCAUGGUGCUGUUUGAUCACAUGGGCUGUCUGAAGCGGUACGAGUCUGUGCAGGAUAUUCUGAAGGAGUUCUUUGAGCUGCGUUUGCACUAUUACAAGCUGAGGAAGGACUGGCUGGUCGGCAGCCUGGGCGCCGAGUCAGCAAAACUCUCCAACCAAGCACGAUUCGUGCUCGAGAAGAUUGAAGGAAAGAUUUCAAUCGAAAACAAGAGUAAGAGAGAACUGAUCCGGAUGCUGGUCCAGAGGGGCUAUGAAUCCGACCCAGUGGCAGCUUGGAACAAAGCGCAGGAGAAGGCAUUGGAGGACGAGGAUCACGAUGGCAACGAGAGCGACAGCUCAGUGGACUCUGGCUCCUCGUCAGGGCCGAACUUUAACUACAUCCUCAACAUGCCUCUGUGGUGCUUGACCAAGGAGAAGGUGGAUGAGCUUCUCAAACAGAGAGACAUGAAGAAAGCAGAACUGAAUGACCUGCAGAGGAAAUGUUCAGAGGAUCUGUGGAGAGAAGACCUGGCUGUCUUUAUUGAGGAACUGGACCGGGUAGAGGAGCAGGAGCGAGAGAACGCCAACCAGGGGAAGGGCGUGAAGCUGGUGAAAGGCAAGGUGGGCAAGCCGAAGGUGAAGAAGAUCCAGCUAGAGGAGACCCUGCCGUCGCCCUUCGGCCGCAGAAUAGAGCCCCAGAUUACGUUGGCCAUGAAGGCUGAUGCUUCUAAGAAGAUGACCAAGAAGAAGAAGGGUGAUGCGGAUCUGGCGGUGAAGAUCGAGUUUGACGAUGAUGGCGUGGUGGACUCUAACGGUGCUGCAGGAGAGAACUCUCUCAUCUCUCCGUCUGGCCUUCCGAACCCUGGAGCCAAACCCAAAGCGCCACGCGUCAAAAAAGAGAAAAAGGAACCUGGCGCUCCCAGACAGAGGAAGGCUCCAGGCGCAGGGAAAGGCCCAGCCAAGAAGACCAAGAAGAGGAACCCCUGGUCCGACGAUGACGACGACAAAUCUGACAGCGAUCUGGAGGAGAACAGCGAGCAGCCGGUCAUUCCCCGAGACACAAGUUCCAGGAGAGCCUCAGCCAUGAAGGCGAAGUACACCUUCGACUUCUCAGAAGAGGAAGAUGAGGACGACGCCGAUGAAGAACAAGAGAACGACGCACCAUCCUCUCCGGUCCACUCCUACAAAGACAGCUUCCCCACCACACAGAACAACAACGAUGAUGAAGAUGAUGAUGAUGACAUAUUCCCUCCAAAACCAACACUGACUUCUUCUGUCACAGAAGCCAAGAAGAAGAAGGAACCACAGAGCAUAUUCUCCUCGUCCAAAUCCGCCUACUCAGAGAAGAGCAGUGACAGUGAAGUGAAGUCAGACAGCGAUGAAGAUGACAGAGGUCCAGUUUUCUCAUCCUACUCCAGCAGCUCAGCGUUUGAGAAACCCUCUCCAGCUAAGAAAGCCAAGAAGCCGUCAGAAGCAGCACCCAAGCCCCGGAAAGCUCCAGCCAAGCCGAAGAAGCCCGACACCUCCGUCUGGGACUCGGACUCGGACACGGCGGCGAAAAAGCCUCCAGUGGCAGCUAAAGGCCCGGGCAAAGGCAGGGGGAGGAAGAGGAAGCCGUCCGGCUCUGAGGAAGACGAAUACAGCCCCAUGAAGAAGACUGGAAAAGCCCAGAGCAGCAGAAAGCCGAAGAAGCCGGCGUCAGACGAGGACGACGAUGACAUGAACAGUAACAGUUUCGGCCGCAUGGACUCAGCCAGAGACCGGUCAGGCCGGGCCAAGAAGGAGGUCAAGUACUUUGCGGAGUCUGACGACGACGACGAUGACGACGACAUGUUCGACUAGGCAGCAUACCGACACGUACACACACACACACACACACUCGCUUGUGGUAUAACUUCUGUCCUUCGUCCUGCAGACUUUUGUACAUUUAUUGCCUUCCCUGUUUUAUUUUUCUUUAUUUGUGAUGUUAAAUGCUUUCUACUGUGUAGUUGUUUUACACUUUUUAUUAUUAAUAUUAUUAUUAUUAUUGUAAUACAUAUACAGUUUGUUUUCCUUUCAUUGAAAUGUAUUUGUCCUAAGCAGCUUUUAGAAGUUUAGACUGCGGUGCUCCAGCACAUUUUAAUUGUUGAAAGUAAGAUACAAAUGUACCUUUUGAGAUGAACUUGGAAAUAAACAUGAAAUAUAAAUGAC